Molecule: messenger RNA, 762 nt
Organism: Beauveria bassiana ARSEF 2860
Lineage: Eukaryota; Fungi; Ascomycota; Sordariomycetes; Hypocreales; Cordycipitaceae
Product: transmembrane protein 42
Exons: 3
Coding region: 1-762 (253 amino acids)
Source: RefSeq, a predicted model, not a curated record
AUGGUCCGACAGCGUCGCAAACCAGCUCCAGACACGACCGCGGCAACAACAAGGCCUAAACAGCCAACAGCCGCGCGCAGCAGCAGCAGCAGUAACGAACCCACGAUAAUGACGACGACGGAACCGGCCACGGCCAGACAAUGGAGCACGCGAACGCAAUGGAUCGCCUUUGCCAUUGCCAGCGGUGUCUGCGCCGCCUUUAACGGAGCCUUUGCGAAACUGACAACGACAGAGCUGACGACGAGUCUUUCCAACGGCAUAUCCAAUCUUGUGGGCUUGUCAGAAUACAAGCCCAUUGUUGAAUAUGUGAUUCGAGCCGUAAGCAUCAACAACCCACGACGGGGCAAGUCCAAGCUAACCACAGAGACUCUUUUUGGUGAGCAGAUGUUUUUCGUAUUGAAUCUCGUCUUCAACGGCGUCAUGUGGUCUUUAUUCACGACCGCCUUGGCCAGAGGCACAUCGGCCACGCAAGUCUCCAUCAUGAACACGUCGUCCAACUUCAUCGUCACCGCGAUGCUGGGCAUCGCCGUCUUUUCUGAGAAGCUGCCGCCUCUCUGGUGGGUUGGGGCCGCUCUGCUCGUGGUGGGCAACGUCAUCACCGGGCGCAAGAAUGACGGCGAUGAAGUCGUGGAUGCAGACGCCACCGUGGAGGCAGAGCCGCUCAUUGUCCUUGAGAACGAUGACGCUGCUCAAGAGGCAGACGAGUCAGCGUACAAGGAUGAUGAAUAUGACUCUGAUGUCCCGGAUAUUCCAGUGCAAUAA